GUCGAUGUCGCUCACGGUGUCUGAGAACAACACGGGUCUCUGCUACAACUCCAAGAUGAGGUACUUCGAGAAGGCCGAGCUGAGUAAGAGCAAAGACAUCCUCUGUCCUGACAUCGAUGACUACAUACAGAGUGGAAAAGAGCCAGAGAUCACAUGGUACAAGGAAUGCCGGCCGAAACAGUGGAGACAGAGCAUUGUCAGGAAGGUGGAUGUGCUCUCCAUCAAAGACGUACGGGAAGACGAUAUCGGGAAUUACACCUGUGAAUUACAGUUUGGGAGUUUUGUGGUGAGGAGGACCACUGCUCUGUCUGUCACAGGUAAGAUGAGCUCUUCUAAACCAGGUGUGGAGGUAUUUCCUGAAGAGUUUAGCUUCAUCCCUCACUAA
This is a messenger RNA of Carassius auratus (goldfish), 385 nucleotides long. RefSeq names its product interleukin-1 receptor accessory protein-like 1-B. Lineage: Eukaryota; Metazoa; Chordata; Actinopteri; Cypriniformes; Cyprinidae. The transcript has 2 exons. Gene Ontology annotation, biological process: negative regulation of exocytosis. Bases 5 to 385 code for a protein of 126 amino acids. The record is from RefSeq and is a predicted model, not a curated record.